GCUAAGGAUGGGGAUAGAUUUCCACGUCAGCUUUACGUCUCCAAAUUUCUUACUUCACGGAUCUGCUUCAAAGAGGCAGCUGCAUUAGAGAAUCAUGUUAAGCUCGGCUAAUGCGGAGAGCCCGAGGUAGCCUAAUGAUGGAUUUUGAUGAGCGUGUCCCUUGCUCGUCUAAUAUGUAUUUGCCAAGUUGCACGUACUACGUGUCGGGUCCUGAUUUCUCCAGCCUCCCUUCUUUCCUGCCCCAGACCCCGUCUUCUCGCCCCAUGACAUACUCCUACUCCUCCAACCUACCCCAGGUCCAACCCGUGCGGGAAGUCACCUUCCGCGAGUAUGCCAUUGAUCCGGCUAGUAAAUGGCACCACAGGAACAACCUCCCGCAUUGCUACUCGGCCGAGGAGAUCAUGCACAGAGACUGCCUGCCCGCCGCCGCCAACCCGGCCGCCGCCGCGGCCGCUGCCGCCAGCAUGAGCGAGAUGUUCGGGAAAAACACCGCCGCCGUCUAUCACGGCCACCACCCGGCUACGACAGCCACCGCCGCCGCCGCCAGCGUCUCCUCCAAUUUCUAUAGCACCGUGGGCAGGAACGGGGUGCUCCCGCAGGCUUUCGACCAGUUCUUCGAGACGGCUUAUGGCACGGCCGACAGCCACUCGGACUAUGCAGGCGAGAAGAACGGGGAGAAGAUGCCCCCGGGAGGGGGAGCCGCUCCGGGGCCGGCCACCGCCGCCGCCGUCGGCGCAACGUCAAGUUCGGACGGGAGCUGCGCCAGGGACGCGGCAUCAGCGGCUGCGGCGGCGGCUGCCGCGAGCGCCGCGGCCUCGGCUGCGGAGGAGAAGGAGCGGCGGCGGCGGACGGAGAGCAGCAGCAGCCCGGCUUCGUCUUCCGGCAACAAUGAGGAGAAAUCCAGCAGCUCCAGUACGUAUAAAGGCAGCGCCCUGGCGCUUUUAUGAAGCGGACUUGGAAAUCUUAGCGCACCGCCGCUGUUAAAUUUUUAUAUGCUGUUUUAUAAGCAUAUAAGGUUUAUGGAAGGGCCUGUAGAUUUCCCCCAACAAAACUUUGUUAUAAAAGGAGAGAUCACGUGGCGGGGACUGAAAUUGGCCGUGAAAUACCCACCGGCCAAUGGAUGCCUUUUUAAAACAAAAAAAGGAAAAAAAGGAAAAGUCCCCCCCCCCUUAAAUCAUAAAAAAGAAUAAAGAGAGAGAGAGAGAGGAUGUUGGGGAGAGAAAGGCUCUGUGGUCAAACUCUUGAAAAUAUAAUAACGCACGUUUUGCGCCUGUAAAUGCACCCAAAAGGGGAUUUCUGAGUCCUUUGAUAUCCAUGUAAUCCUGUGAUUAUUUUUCUUCUCUCUUUUUUUGGAUUUUUUUUUUAUAAAAGCCAUGUGUUGCCCCAGAAGCCUAGUUAGAAACUUGGAUUCAAAGCCAUCCCAGUUUUUUAACGAUUGCCCGGGAAUAGCGUUUAGCAGAAAAACUAGCUGCCUGCAGUGUAGCAAUAUAGUUAAAGGAACAGAUUAAACUAAAGCUGGCCUUUUUGUGUCUAAAGGAAGCCAUUUUCCUAAGACAAUGUGGCAAGUAUGUGUUGCCUUCUGCCCAACAGUUUGCUACUUACAAUUGCUAUUCAACCUGUCACUGCCUGGUUUUAUUUUUUUAAUGUCGAUUUUUCUUGCUCCUCACCCCCUCACCUUCAAAAGCCUAGGAAAAUAGCCUUGUAAUGAGCUGUAACAGCAAAUGGGGACGUGUUGUGUGUAUGUGUGUUUGCAAGGAAAUAUAGCACCAAUAUUUAAUGUAAAAAGCCUUUAAACAUUAAAGGAGGGGGGGCUAUGAACAUUAACCCCAGUGUGGCUAUGAAGGAGCGAAAGGACUUGAGAGAAUAUAGCAGAGGGGUUAAUUUUAAAACACACACACCCCAGAUGCGAGUGAUAAGAUGUAAUGAACUAGUGGUUGUCCAAGGCGCUGGGGUACUGUUUUGUUAUUUUUAAACAAAAGGAAGCUGCACACAAAAGCAAAACCAAGUUUAAGAUUAAAAAAAACAACCUCGGUCAAUGUACAGGAACCCAUUUGGCUUCUCAGAUCCUGGUGUCAUAAUGUCCUUCAGGGGUGAAACAAGCGAUGAAGCUCCCUAUGUCCUCUCUUAAAACUGAGCUGCAAAACUGGGUUGCAAGAACAGUGUCACAGCUGGGUUAGGUUACAGAGAGUCUGCCAUCAACCUUCUUAACCUUCCCGCGCCAAGCAUUGUAUUAUUCGGAGACUGCUUGUGCGAUGGCCAUCUAGAUCUUGUGCACUGCAGAUUCUGCUGACUAGGGAGUCAGUAGUUUGGACACUGUGGGUUUUAAUUUCAUAGCAUAGCGCCUCAGGUGUACUGCCUGAAGUGAUGCUUCGAAGUGAAGAUGUUGGGAUUUUGGAAUAUUCCAUGCAAAUAUGUUCCUCAAAUAAAGGUCAGGCUAAUACAGCUGCAGAACGGAACAGAGCGUCAACUUUAUGUAGCUAAUAAACAGGCCUUUUCUCAAUGGUUCAACCCAAGAAUGUCCCUUUAUUAAAUAUGAAUUGCAGUCGUCCCCCAGCCCUAUCUGAUCCCAGACUUAAUGGCUUCUGCCUUUUAUUUUUGUCAUUCCACAGGUGGACAACGCACCCGUAAAAAGAGAUGCCCCUACACCAAAUAUCAGAUUAGAGAAUUAGAGAGGGAAUUCUUCUUCAGUGUCUAUAUAAACAAAGAGAAACGCCUCCAGCUCUCCCGAAUGCUCAACUUGACCGACCGUCAAGUAAAAAUAUGGUUUCAAAACAGAAGAAUGAAAGAGAAAAAAAUUAACAGGGACCGAUUACAAUAUUACUCAGCUAAUCCACUGCUUUAAAAAACUCGUAGCGUUUUUCAAGAUGAGAUUAAAUUCAGAUCUCGCCCAUGACAAGGUCAAGCCACAGGGUUACCUAUGAGAAGGAGGUGUGCAAAGUGACGGAGGACGCUGGGGAAAAACACCACACUAAUAUUUUUUUCCGUCCCCAUAAAAAUGUAAACCAACUGGGGUUUCCCGCUACUUUCCCCUCCCCCCUAAAAAAAGUUCUUCUUAAAGCUCUUGACAUAUCAACUGGAAACGGUUUACACCCUGGACCCGCAUUUCCAAACACGCCACCCCCAUAUUUUGCUCUGAGGGCAAUUUUAUACCUCUUACCUAUAGACACUGCAACUCAUCCCAACGCGGGUUCACACGUGAAAAAGCGGGGAGUGAGUUAUUGGAUUCGUGUCGGUCUAAAACUAUGUUACUUUGGUUUUACUGUGGAACAUUGCUUGAAAGGCUACCCAUGGCUGCACCGGAGCCUGAUGGACUACUGCAAAAGAAAACCUACAGGAGCCCCCGCGACCUCUAAAUGCACAGCCGCCGUCCCAUCACCUUCCCCUCCUCGACCCUUAAAAUGACAAACCUUCCUCCGCAAGAGCGGUUACCCUCUUGACCAAGUUCAAAAAAUUUAAGCAGUUGCAAGGCCAAUCAUAAAUGUUUGUAGAGGUGUAGUAGUGUUGAGUCUAACCGUGCUGUUGAUAGGGAGUUAUGGCGUGGAAGGUUUGACAGUCUCCUUUUGAAACCAUUUCAGGUAUUAAUUCGCCAUAUAUGGUAAGGAAACAAUCACUGAAGAGUCAAACACAUAGCCACGUGCAUUAGCUCUCGUUUAAAAACCCCCAACAAAAAAUGAACAACAACUGUCGAAAAGUGGCCAUCCCUUUGGAGACAAAUCAUUAUGUUCUUAUUUAAAUGCUUAAAGAAAAUUAAAAACCAAACAAAUAAAUAAAAGUGCACGGUGGGGUGGAAAGAGAGGGAGAAAGAAAGACUAAUCUAAUAGCUCCAAAGGGGGAAACCGUAAAAGGAAGCUUCUGGCUUCUGUCUCACAAACUUUCUUCAGGAAAUACCUGUGGAGAAGGACAGUUUGGCAAAUACCACACAACACUUAAUUGGACCCUGGAUGUGUGCAAUGCACUGAGAUCAGAUCAUUAAAAUAACUAGCGUUUUCUUUCCCUUAGAAGCCCAAGCAGAAGGCAAACAAUGUAAAUAUGGUGGAUUGGUUUUCAGAUCUUUUUGUUCGCUAUUAAGUGUCGAAAGCCCUACUUAAUCGCUCAGGCGGCAGAAUCAAAGAACUGAGAGUUCCCUGGAGUUAUUUUAAAUAUAUAUAAAAGAAGUAUAUUUCCCUGCAGGAACCAAAGCGAGAGUGAGAAAUAGAGAGAGAGAGAGAACAACGAAUUUUAAAAGAAAGAACUAUUUAAAAGUCUAUAUCAGUUUACAAAGGAUAUUGUGUUUUAUUGUAAAAGUCGCUUGCUGUCGAGAAUAUCUGAAUGUAUAUUUCAUACGAGAAUGGUGUUUUACAAGACUUGUACAUUUUUAAAUGAUCCGUUUUGGUUGGUAUAUGUUUUUUUAACGGUCCUUUUCCUUGGAAAAUGUCGAGUUUGUCCUUUUUUAAAAAAAAAAUCUUUGCAAGAAAGAUAAGGCGACUAGAAUGUUGUAAAAACCACCAGCUUCGAAAAGGGACACGAUUUCUUUUACACGGUUCACAAAACGCAAUACCUUUAUAUUCCAACACUGUUUGAAGAUAUGUAUCGUCAUAUAUGUAAAUACGGUUUCUUUUACUAUGCGAAGGUCUUUCGUGGCAUGUAUACAGUGGUACGGCGCACAACGAAAAUAAACAUGUGGGAAAUUUAUAAUAAUAAUAAUAAUAUUUUUUUUAAUCCUUGUGUUGUAUUCAUGGAUAUUCCUUGAUCUGGGCUCUGAGAGUUUGAAUCAUGGCUCCUGAAUGGGAUGCUUUCAUGGAAAUUCCAUUCACCUAUUGCUUCUGGUCCUUCAGGAUAAGGCAGUGCAACAUGUCUGGUAUUUAUGAAUGCGUAGGCAGACUGCAGCGAGCUUGAGGCCAGGUUUCACCGGUUUGUAGAUGUGGGAGGGGGUGGAGGAUCACUCCUUCAAGUAACUGCAGAUUACAGGCUUUAUACAUUUGCUCACAGGUGUAAAACCUAUUAGAAAAGCUGGUGAUUUUUUCUGGGCUGGUCCGCUCUUGUUUAUCUCGGGCGCCAUAUUUCUGAACACACUCCUUUAAGUGCUAAGAAAUGUUUGUGGCAGGAUCUGAUCCCCAAAACGGCAAUGAUAGCAAGGCAGAAUGAAGCAUAUUGGUUGAAACGUGUUGGUUCCUCUGUGGUGACUCCUAGGGAAAGAGGAUGGGGAGGCAUUCCUCGUGCAAGUGAGGCCCAGAUGGGCUGUGUGUGGUUUUCGUUCUUAAUCUCUCGAGCGGGGGUGGAAAUUAAAAAUUAAAAAACAACCCACCGAAGACCUUUUUGAGGAUGUGGCAUGAGGUUGAUUUUCCUCUCUUACACUUAAUCAGGAGAGAAAGUACAUACUGUUUUCUCCUAUUGUUUAUUGGCUUUGAACUUCUGUAUUGCUUUGGACAUCACCCAUAACCUUGAGGUGAAGGGCUAACUGGCUCUGGGCUUUUGCUGACAACCCCCACCUAAGCCAGACAGCGUCUGGUCAAAGGAAAUGUACAAAGAUGAAGCGCAGGGGGAGAGAGGAGAGAGAGAAUGGAGCUCACUUGCUUGUUUGUUUAUUUGGCUAGCAUGCUACAAAGGAAUGCAACUCUUAAAAGGGAGAGAUAGAAAGAUAGAUGGAGAGAAGAGAAAGAGAGGGAGAAGACAGGGAGAGGAAUAGGCGGGUGGCAAUAAAUGUUCAGGCAGCAACUUCCUUCGCUAGUUAAAAAUUAACUGGUUAUUCAUCUCUAGGUUGACUCAUGGAGUUUCUCCAGUUUUGUGGAGAGGCUGCUGGUGAUUUCCUGGCCCAGUUAAAAAAAGGUGGGGGGACAUCCCAUAUGUGUUGCCGGGACAAUACAGCUAUAAAAGUGCCCUCGACUUUCCCCCCCUCUUCUAUUUGCAUACUGGGAAAGCUGGGCUAUAAACGAGGCGGAGGUUUGUUUCAGCCAUCUCUGAGCUGUGGAGGGUAGAUCUGCGGAGGGCAAUUGUCUGCGGUAGCAUGCGUUCGUUUAACGCGGGGCAUUUGGAAACCGGCUGGCAGGUCAGCUCUGCGGAGCAACGCUGUUGCCACAAGAUGGCGUUCUUCAGAUCAAUGUCAAAGCCGCAGUGGGAGAAGAGGGGGAGAGGAAGGGGGGGUUGAAAUCUUGGCCUUUGUUCCCCUUGCGUUCUAGGAGCUGCACAUUAUAUUAUUUCACUUUCCACGCUCAGAUUUGCAAAGGUAAGGUGAAGCCGAUUGCUCACUCCUUCACGGAGAAGCACAAGGGUUGAGCCAGGAGCUUCUCUCUCACACACACUCUCAAGGCUGACUACUCCGGGCUUCCAGCGCUUCCAGAGGGUGAGUAUUUCCUUUGAGGCUAAGUUUGGUUGAUUAAAGAGGAAGCAGCUCUUAUCAAGGUGCAGCUGGGGUGACCUCUAGGUCUACUUGCUCUCGAUUAAAUCCUUUCACCUUUAUUUUUAUUUCUUUUUGGAAGUGGAACUCCAGGGGUGUGGUGUCUUUUCGGAAAGCCAGUCAUUAAAAGGUUGGCUGUGGAAAGUAUUGUUUGAAGGCUUGCUAAGUUUAGAGAGCAACUCCUCGAAAAGAGUGGAGAAAAGGUUUUCAGGUUGAAGGUCUGCCAAGCAGCUCACGCGGUGGUGAAACAAGCGUAGGUAGGCCAAGACGGCGGCUUUCUUAUAAAAGCUGCAUCCCUGGGAAUACAGGAUUAUGGAUGUCCACGUUUGUCUGGAGGACGCUAGGUGUCUUCUAUCAACUAGAUCUAUAGCGGCGUAGACUGAAAAUGGCAGCUAUUGGACUUGAGCUGUGGUUUGCUCAUUCCAGUUUGGCCGAGUUUGCCCGCCUAUGGUUGGUUUACAGCGAUAUUUAUUAAAUGCCUUUUUCUUCCGAGGCAGCGUCACUCUCCUCCACUCUAAGCAGAAGGAGCUGGAAAUCGAUAGAGCUGGAUGUAGAGUAAAAGCUCCUUUCGCUUAACACCCCCACCUCGGAGCGAUCUCAUGUAAAGCCAAUUCCUGGGCGGAGGUUGAAUUUAAAAUAUCUCUGUUGAUCCUGUCUCUAUUGAUCUGCAGUGUACUUGCUGUAGAGAAAUUCUGAGAGCGGAGCCAUAAUCUGGAAGGCCUAACCCUUGUAUACAAUAACAGGAAAUUUACUUAACUGGACACUUGGAGCUACGGUCAUCAGCAUACUUGCUGCAGCGAAUUUGCAGGGAUCUCGUGUUAUGAUUAUUCUGAGCGGGCCAAUUACUUAAAUAGGAUUGAGGGAUACCUAGUUUUCUCUAGAUUGCUGCCUAUACAACAUCCAGAGGGGAUAUUCUUGAGCUUCCUUUCGCGUAAAGCUCCUGGGAUCAGAUGCUAACGGUGAGAGCUACCAGUGUAGCACCCAGGAUAGAUUAGGAGCAGCAGUCCUGAUUUCUUAAGCAGUCGACGAGCUGACCUUGGGAUAAAUUACAGAUUACAGAAGCUCGCGAUGCGAUUCCCCCCCCCCACACACACUUUACCCCACUCAGACAGGCCCAACUUUAUUCUAGCAGUCUGCCUGUGGUAUUAACUUCUUCGGCUUGCAUAUUUUGGUCCGAGUCAUGUGUUAUGUUAGAAAGUCUCUUAUCUUGACUACGCACCGCCCUACUGAACUAUGAUUUCUGAAGUCCAGUGUUAAAGCUUUACUCGGUUAUUAAGUUGGGGUGGAGGAGGCGAGGCGGGAAGACGAAGGGAACUUUCCUUCAGUGUUUAUGGAAACAAAGGCAACCGAUUCAUAGGAGGGAAACGUUCCGCCCUCAACUUUCUUGCAUUUAUUUAAUCAAUUUCUUAGGUCUCAUUAGCAAAUCAUUUCACCAGUCAGCUCCUGCUUCUGUGGUAGAAGCAUGGUGUCCUCUUUUCCGAGGGAACUUUCCUCCAGUGCUUAUGGAAGCAAAGGCAAGCGAUUAAUAGGAGGGAAACGUUCAGCCCAAGAACUUUCUUGCUUUUAUUUAAUCAAUUUCUUAGGUCUCAUUAGCAAAUCACUUCACCAGUCAGCUCCUGCUUCUGUGGUAGUAGCAUGGUGUCCUCUUUUCCGUGGGAACUUUCCUCCAGUGCUUAUGGAAGCAAAGGCAAGCGAUUAAUAGGAGGGAAACGUUCAGCCCAAUAACUUUCUUGCUUUUAUUUAAUCAAUUUCUUAGGUCUCAUUAGCAGAUCACGUCACCAGUUACCUCGUGCUUCUGUGGUAGUAGCAUGGUGUCCACAUAAAAUGAUAAAAAUUUAAGCAUAACAAACUCAAAUGAGAGGUUUUCCCCUUCAUUUUAACAACAAGAAGAAGAAAGAAAAAGAAACCAGCAAAAAUGAAUAAAUACGUGUAUUCAGAAGCAUACUUUUUUAGUUUUGGUUGCUUCUCUUUCUUUCAUUUCAUCC
Messenger RNA from Podarcis lilfordi (Lilford's wall lizard), 8358 nucleotides. The record is from the annotation of a GenBank genome assembly. NCBI's taxonomy places the organism in Eukaryota, Metazoa, Chordata, Lepidosauria, Squamata, Lacertidae.